CGUAAAUCUGUGUAACCAGACUUCCCUAUAAAUAUCCACAAAGACAAUCCCUCAACCAAACGCAAUACUUGAUCAUGAUUUCUCUUUGGUCGUUCCUAAUUCACACCCUACUCUUUGCCGCAUGGGGUGCAACCUUUGCGCCCACGGACGUCCGUGCCAUGCCCCCACCACCACCGGUCCAAUGCGCCCGAACCGGUUCCGGUUGCACCCUUUCCAACUCCUACGGCGUGUGGGGCGACCGGGAGGACUGCCGCGUCCCCACCGUACUUUACCCCACAACCGACGAGGAGCUCCGCCUAGCCGUUGCCGACGCCGUCAAAAACAACCUAAAGGUAAAAGCGACCACCAAGUUUUCCCACACCAUACCAAAACUGGCAUGCCCCUCAACAAAGCCUGCAGGGAACUCAGUUCUCAUUAGUACCGAGAACUACAACACCCAGAUCGUCGUCGACAGGUCGAAGAUGGCGGUCACAGCGGAUUCAGGCGUGGGCCUCCGGGCCCUUAUCGACGCGGUGGAGGCGGAGGGGCUGAGUUUGGCGGCGGCGCCGUACUGGGAAGGCGUUAGCGUGGGUGGGUUAAUUAGCACAGGGGCGCAUGGGAGUUCUUGGUGGGGGAAAGGAGGGGCAGUUCAAGAUCAUGUUAUUGGGAUAAGCCUCGUUGUUCCUGCAAGUGGGUCUCAAGGGUAUGCUAAGAUAUUGAGAUUGGGAGAAAAAGACCCAAGUUUUGAUGCCGCAAGAGUUUCUCUGGGAUUGUUGGGUGUUAUCUCUAAGGUGACAUUCUCAUUGGAGCAAGGAUUCAAGAGAAGCAUAACCUAUAGUUUCACAAAUGAUGUGGGGAUUGAGGAUAAAUAUGCAGAACAUGCCAAGGAUCAUGAAUUUGCAGACAUAACAUGGUAUCCAUCAAGACAUGAAGCUGUGUAUAGGAUUGAUGAUAGAGUUCCUUUGAACACAAGUGGAGAUGGAGUAAAUGACUUCUUAGGCUUUCAGUCCACUUCUAUUCUGGUCUCCAAAUCAACUAGAGCAGCAGAGAAAGCACUGGACAAUGCACGAAACGUUGAUGGAAAAUGCGCAAUGGCAUCAUCAUUUAUAAGUUACAAGAAACUAAUUGCCAAUGGAUUAAAGAACAACAACCUUAUCUUCACCGGAUAUCCGGUCGUGGGUCGCCAGGGAAAAAUGCAAACCUCUGGAUCCUGUUUAUACUCUCCAGCAUCAAGAAUUGACGUUUCUUGUGCUUGGGAUCCAAGAAUCAACGGCUUGUUCUUCUACGAAUCGACGGCCAUAUUCCCUGCCCAAAAGUUCGCAAAUUUCAUACUCGAUGUGAAGAGAUUGAGAGACUUAAAACCUGAGAACUUCUGCGGAGCAGAUAUCUACAACGGGUUCUUGAUCCGUUUCAUUAAGGCUUCUAGCGCGUAUCUAGGGCAACCCGAGGACUCCGUAGUGGUGGACUUCAAUUAUUAUCGCGCGGAUGAGGCUUCAACGCCUAGACUAAACCAAGACGUGUGGGAAGAGGUGGAGCAAAUGGCGUUUUUCAAGUAUGGGGCCAAGCCACAUUGGGCUAAGAAUAGGAUUGUGGCCUUUACGGAUGUGGGCAAGAAAUAUCCAAAUUUUCAAAAGUUCAUUGCAGCAAAGAAGAAAUUGGAUCCUAUGAGCAUGUUUUCUAGUGAAUGGUCUGAUGAGAUAUUGUUUGGGAAGGGAGGUGAGAGAUAUGAUGGGUGUGCCUUGGAAGGGCAAUGUGUUUGUUCAGAGGAUAGGCAUUGCAGCCCUGGCAAAGGAUACUUCUGUCAAAAAGGGCUUGUUUAUCAAGAAGCUCGAGUCUGUCGAUACUCUACAGCCCAACGACUUCUUGCAUUGUGAUGCUACAAAUACAGAAAAGUUGAAUGUACUGCAAUAUUCUUACGGAAAAACUUAUUUACAGACGUGUAUUUGCAUUUACGGAGGCCAAUUGCAUGCGUCCAAAGUGUAUUAGACGGUUCGGAUCGUAAAAAAAUUAUUUGCGAGAGGAGUUAAACUCUUCCGGCGAAUAGUUUUUUUAACAAAACCGGAUCGUCCAAUGCUGAAACGAACAGCUUUGAUUGCGCAGCUCCGUAAACAACCCCACGGAGCUUCCGUGAAAAAGUUUCUCUCAUAUUUUAGUGAUUUAGGAUCCUAUUUAGAAGGAAUGCAUUUCCUAUUGUAUUUAAUCAGAAAAUAGUGAAGCUGCGAUUGAUUUAUUCAA
This is a messenger RNA of Rhododendron vialii, 2214 nucleotides long. Its product is annotated as L-gulonolactone oxidase 3. Lineage: Eukaryota; Viridiplantae; Streptophyta; Magnoliopsida; Ericales; Ericaceae. The transcript has 3 exons. Gene Ontology annotation, cellular component: membrane. Gene Ontology annotation, molecular function: D-arabinono-1,4-lactone oxidase activity; FAD binding. The record is from RefSeq and is a predicted model, not a curated record. The coding region runs from base 75 to 1853 and encodes 592 amino acids.